This is a messenger RNA of Thermothielavioides terrestris NRRL 8126, 1458 nucleotides long. RefSeq lists its product as uncharacterized. Bases 1 to 1458 code for a protein of 485 amino acids. Lineage: Eukaryota; Fungi; Ascomycota; Sordariomycetes; Sordariales; Chaetomiaceae. The transcript is spliced from 2 exons. The record is from RefSeq and is a predicted model, not a curated record.
AUGCCGAGAGCGCAGCCAAAACCGAAACCACCAACCCCACCACCACCGGCCCUCGCCAAACCCCCCGCUACCCCCAACCCAAUCCCGACAUCCCUCCGCACGCGCUACUGCAUCCCCGGCUCCGUCUUCCUCGUCGAGGCCAUCGACCGCUGCGUGCCCGUCCCUGCUGCUUCCUCCUCUUCCUCUUCGUCGUCUUCUUCUGCUGCUACCUCGUUGCCCGCGGCAGGUCGCAGUCGUGGUGGCAGCAGCAGCCGUCGUCGCAGCACGACUACCUCUCGCUACCGCGCCGUGCGCCUGCUGCUUGGCGACGGCGAGCUGUGUAUCCAGGCGUUUGUCCGGCCUGAGAUGCACUGCUUUGUCGAUCGGGGCAGCGUGUGGGAGGGGUGUUAUGUGCGGGUGGAUCGGUUUGAGCUUGGGUUUGUGGAGGAGGAGGGGAAGGGGAAGGUGGUGUACUUGGUGGUCGGGGAUUUGGUUACUGUCGGGUGGAAUGAGGAGUAUCUGGCGAUUCUGAACAGGGAAAGAGAGGCGAAGGGUCCGGGAGAGCCUGAGGGUGAGAAGGGGGUAGGGGAUCAGCGGGAGAGCGGUGCUCCAGAAGGGAAAGAGGAGGAGGAGGAGGAUGUAGAGGACCUGGAAGAGGUGUUACAGCAGCUGGUUGCGGAUGCCGAGUCCGGCGAGACCGCUGCACCGGCGUUGCACGACGACGGGACGGCCCAUCCUGUUGCGGAUUCUAAAUCUCCCGCCCCCAAGCCCCCCAUCAAGGAGGAAGCGCCCGAACCCGAAACCGACUACAUCUCCGACUCCGAGGACUCGGCCUUCGAAACCCUCCAAGUGUCCCCCAGUCGGAUCCAACAGCGGCGCAUCGCGGUCGCCGCCCCUGACCCCCGACAGGAAUUCCAAACCGCCAUCAUCCAGCAGAACCAGCACCAGCAUCAGCACCAACACCAACACCACGAAGCCCACCACCACCCACCCCCGGUCCCGAACAACCCUCUCCCCCGCCCUCGGCCCUGGCAACCGACCACCCCUCUCCAGCCGCACAAGCUCACCCCGCUCUCCGCCAUCCCGCACCUCCCCUACCGCCAAAACUGGAUGGUCAACGUGCUAGCCGUGGUGACGGCGCUCGCGCCCGCCGAGCCGUCGCACAUCGCGCCCUCGUACCGGCAGCGCACCGCGCGGCUCGCCGACCCCAGCACGCCCAAGCGCGUGCUCCUCAGCGUGCUGCUCGACCCGGACGCCUUCGCGCCCGCCGUCGGCAGCGUCGUGCUGCUCCUCGGCGUCAAGAACCACGUCGCCGACGGCGGGUCGCUGCGCAAGUACGUCAGCGACCGGCCGAGGGGAGGGCACCGCUGGUGGGUCGAGCGGCCGGAGGGGCUGGGCUGGUGUUGCGAGGAGGCGGAGCGGUUGAGGCUCUGGUGGGAGGGGAGGGGAGGAAAGGUGGAUGAGGUUGGGGAUGGGUAG